This is a messenger RNA of Symbiodinium sp. CCMP2592, 8727 nucleotides long. Lineage: Eukaryota; Dinophyceae; Suessiales; Symbiodiniaceae. The record is from the annotation of a GenBank genome assembly.
AUGGCCUCCGGGAGCCUGGCUUACAGGCAUCAUGCAGAUUUGGAGACAGAUCUCACGAAGUUUGGUUUCUUAGUCUACGGAGGAACAGUCCGAGACUUCCACGAGUGGGAGUUCCGAGCAAUGACUCGGUGGACCCAGACCAAGGACGACGAGAAGAAGGAUCUCGCGUCCAAGUUCCUCGACUCCUUAAGGGGCGAGGCAUACAUUGCCGCGGAAGACUUGGGUGCAGAAGUCCUUGGCUCCAAGGACAAUAUACCCAAAGUCAUAGAGAAGGUGAGGACCAACCUGUUCCCCUUGCAGGAGCAAGAGAGCAAGGAGCUUUACAGGCUAGGUACUCAAAUAGGAGGCAUGCUGAGCCGGCAAGCCGGUGAGCCAAUGACCUCGUACCUGUCGAGAAGGAGCCGCUGGUGGAGGAAGAUGAAGCAAUUGGACAAGACAGUGUCCAUCAGCGAAAGCAUCCUGACUGAUCUACUGCUGGACAAUGCAGGGAUCAAUCGGCAGGAGAGAAUAAUGGUGAUCACCGCAAUGGCGGGAUCAGUGAAGACCGAGGACUGUGAGAAGGCUUUGAUAAAGAUGCAUUCGCGCAUACACCUGCUAGAGAAGAAGAACCCCUCGCCUUUUGGGAAAGGCAAGGGGAAGCCUUACUCAGGGAAAGGCAAGAAAGGGAAAGCGCACAAGGGUGCGCAGUACUCCUACCUCAGUGCGGUAGAGGAGUUGUUCGACGCCACAGAGGACGACGGCGAAGACUACGCUUGCACAGCAGACGCGUAUGCCGCCGACGCCGAUCAAGAGAAUGACUGGGUUUACCCAGGUGGCGACGACAGCUACGCCGACUGGGGCGAGGAGACAGCGUUGGUAGCGCAGACGGCCGACGCAUCCCUAAGGGACGUCGAGCUGGAUGUGCUCACGGCCUUCCUGGGAACCGAAGGGUUCAACUCGGAAGACCGAGAGCGGCUCUAUGCCGAGACCAUGGCUUUUAUGGCCAGGUCAAAGGCGAAAGGAAAAGGGAAGCCGACGUCAAAAUCGGCUCACUCCUACCGUCCACGCCCGAGCAACCUCAGCGUGGAGGACCGGCGCAAGAAGUUACAAGAAAUAAAGAGCAAAAGCACAUGCAAAGUGUGCGGGCGCCGGGGGCAUUGGGCCGGAGACAAGGAGUGUCCCGGAAAGCAAGCGACUUCGUCAGGAGGCGCAUCGGCAGCGUUCGUCGCGCAGGUCGUGCGCACCGAGGAGAAAGGUACCCAGACGGACACCUGGGGCCGAAAAGCCUCGGACACCAGCGACGACUCCGACGAGCGGUUCGGCUACCUCAGUGUCGCGAACGACAUGGGCCGCGUGGCCUACAUGGGGUUCUUCGACGACGGCGACUUUGAGGAGUCGGACGAGGAGCUAGAGGCAGAUAGUGCCCUAAGCUCUGCAUGGAGCUAUGUCGACUACCCAGAGGGGGGCGACAUCAAGUUCAACUUCGGCAUGCACAAAGGGCAGACCUAUAUGGACUGUCUUCGAGAACACCCAGACUACUACCACUGGGGCUUGUCAGAGAAGAACCCAAGCCCACAGCUUGAAGCUUACCUGAGGUGGGUGUUUAAGAACUUCGACGUGCCACCCGCUGGUGCGGGCAGACCCGUUCAGAGGGACCGCCCGGUUGCCGACAGGGACUGCGACCUUGAUGUGGCACGGUCGCUUAUCCUUUCAGGAAGGAAGACCAAGUCGAAGCUUAGCAUGAUGAAGCAGGCAGACGAACCUUGCAGAGGCGGCUGCCCUGAGCGUGCUAUCUCCAGAGCGGGAAGCAACGCGCACGUGAUGAAAACCACGUGCAUGAUCUGUGGACACAAGACAAGUGUGCCACGACCAAAGGUGACGCCGACGAAAGCGACGCAUGAGUGCGCGCAUGAACGCGUGGACUUUAGAUACAGCACAAGAAGCGUUCAUAAGGUUUACUGCCUUGACUGUGACACGAUCGUGGAGGAGACUCCACAGAGAGUGCACAAGAUGGGCAAGGAGCUAGCGUCACAAGUCAAGUCAUCGUCCUUGAAGCAGCAGGACUUGACUAGGAGACAACUAGAUGAGGUAGAGCUCACUAGGAUGGAGGCCGGAGAUGUCAUCAAGAAGUUCGUCAAGUACUGGGACAAGCGUUUGUGUAGGGUUGACGCAGUAACCUCUACAGAGCUGUCUAGUGUGCUAGAGGACUUCAUAGAUGAGUGUAGAGAGGCACAGGGAGAGUCUGCUGCAGGAGACGCCACCGAGGGCGGCCAUGGGCGCUGCGUCUCCGGCGGCAGCUGCGCCGAGAAGGACUACGCAGCAGUGAGUGACGACCCCUCAGUGGGCGUUCACAGGAAUUUUUUUGAUCCCUCAGGGGACAUACACAUGGCACUGAGUGACCAUGCCGAAGAGCAGGUCAGCGAGCCUACGCUCCCUCUGCUGGAUCCCUUAGAGGACCACGACAACAUCUGGGUGAUGUUGGACGAGGGGUGCAACACCACUUGCCACGGACGCAAGUGGAGGCAGAACGCGGAGGCCACCCUCGCCAAACACGGCUUGAAGCUCCUGAAGGUGAGCAGCGAGGGAGGAGCCUUCCGUGGGAUAGGCUCUAGCCGGUGCAGCGGAAAGUACAAGCUUCCGUUUGCGCUGGGACUGAGGCCACAAGGCACCCUGAACGGUGACCUGGAGUCCAGCGAGCUGGAGAACGACGAGGUUCUCUGCCUCCUUAGCUUGCAGGACCAGACGCAGCUCGGGCUGGUCAAGGACCUCAGAGCGGGCCGAGUGACGCUCAAGGACUACCCCGACGUCUGGUUGCCUGUGGCGAGGCACGUGAGGACCGGCCUCAUACUGCUUAACAUAAGCAGCUUCGGCAAGGACCCCAACAGGCACCACAGGGCUUUUGCCUUGAGGCCGAGGAGCCCGUGCAAGCUCCUGAAGGGAAAACCGACCCCUGGAAGGGGCGGGCAAGAGGAGUCGACCCAUCAAGUGGGCGACCAGAGUGCCUAUAUGACUGGAGGCACGACGGAGGCAAGCAGCUGCAAGUGCAGGAAGGUGCACUUCUACACCUUCGGUCUGGAGAAGCUGGAGUUUUCGAAGAAGAGCUACAAGAGGAGCAAGGCGCUGACCGACCUCUUCCAGACCUUCAGCCAACGGGGUAAGAGCUACGACUUUACCCUGGACUCGGAGGAGCACGAGCAGAAGCUGCUGACCUCCCUCCGCGAGAACUUCCCCUUCGUCAAGGAGCUGGACACGAAGCAGAUCCUGUUUGUGGACUGCCGGGCGACCGGAGAUCCGGCGUCCAAUAAAUCGUUGAGGGACCAUUUAGGGGUAUACCCCCUUAACCUGCAACACAUGACCACCAACCCGAAGUGGCUCGACUGGUGGAAGGAAGUGGUUCCCUCAGCGCACAGGCUCUUGACCGAGGUGGAAGAGGCCUACGUUUUUGUCUUCUGCAAGAGCGGAAGGCAUCGCAGCGUGGCCAACGGCGACAUGUUGUACAGGGCGAUUUUCGACCUGUAUGACGUCGAGGCCGUAGAGAUCGAUCACUUCUGUGACGGUCCAAACUGGCGUCACACUUGCGGUGGCCUGUGCCAGGACUGCAAGUGGGACAACCCAGAGACCAGUCCUCUGGCCGAAGAGGCUGUGAGGGUUUCCCAGCAGAUCUGGAAGGAUGUGAUGCUGGAGAACGGUGUCACACUGCCAGGCGGCAACAGUGUGACCGUGAAGCCUGGUGGCAUCACCGUGGACGAGGUGAAGCCGGAGCCCUCUAGUGGUUCCAGAGACAAGCCAGGUGACUCCUCAGGGAGCACAGACAGGCCAAAGGGUGACCCUUCUGAGGGCACCGACCAGAGCGUGGACGUCGACAAGAAGAAGGCCCAGCACUUCAAGUGCUGGGACCUCCGCAGCAGCAUGGUGGACAUGUCCGACGACCAGCUCAAAAAGACAGCCUUCCUGUUUCUCAGCAGGAUUUACUCCGUGUUUGACCCUCCUAAGCAGGAGAAGGUCACGGAGCUCAUCGCGAAGUAUGAGCUCGACCUGCGGACACUGGUGGGAGCGGUGUCAGCCAAGUACUUGGACUUGGCGCAGGCCCAGUCGCUGUUUGAGUCCCUGCGAGACAGCGUGCUGGGAGGAAAGCGCACGGAGCUCGGCUGGAAGGCCGACUUGGAAGAGGCCAACCGGUCCUUGGACCAGGCUCUGGCCUACAUGGAGGCCGACGACAAGGACGACAAGGCCGAGAAGGAGAGGCUGAAGGAGGCUCUUGACGAGAGCCGAAAGAAGAAAAGCGAGUCCGAAAGGGACCGCACCAGGACUCCGACUAGGGAGCCUGCGCCGACGGACAAAGGCAAAGGAGUCGGCGACAAGGGAAAGGCGACAGGGAAAGGAAAAGGAGCCCAGAAGGGCAAGAAAGGAAAGGCAGAACACGAGCAGGAGGACCACCCCGAGGCCAGGCAGGACCUCUUGGACCUGAACGAGGACGUCUCGAAGCCGCACCACCUGACGGACCGCUUCUUGCACUUGGUGGUGGACGGCCACAAGAGCUUCCAGGGUGGAGGCAAGGGGUGCGCCUUUAAGGCGUGGCUCCAGAACAGGCGCGGCCCCACCAUCGCCGUCAGGGUCUCGUUCCGCAGGUACCCAAGGAACAGCUGGGACAAGCACCCGGCAGCCCUGGCAAGGUACACCAAGUACACCUGCGCUUGGUGGCCGAAUAGUGGUUUGUGGAGGUGUGUGGAAGAAGGCGUCGCGGCCGACAAGUGGACCUUCUUCGACGAUCCCCCAGAGAGGAUGCUCGUCUUCCUUGUGCCCCCGCGCCAGAACACGGCGUACUUCGUGGGCGGCCUCCCGGACCUGUCGGGUUCCAAGCUGAAGGUCAUGCCGACCAGCUUGGCGAAGUCCUUCGAGGAUUCCUCAAAGAAUCUCGGGACUCACGACGAGAUGCUGUUCAGAGCACUCGGUCUGCAGAGCACAGGUGACCACAGCGACCUGAAGAUCUACGUGCUCGCGAACAGCAGCUUUCAGCCCGGAUCCCUUGAGAGGACCGGAGCCACAGUGAUGGUACGCCAUCCUGGGCACAAGAUCAUCCUUUUAGAGGACAUCGGAUGGACAAAGCAAAUCUCUAAGGAGAUUGCUAAGGUACAGCCGGACCUCCUCCUUCUGGUGUACGAAGGGCUGGAGGACUGUACAGAGCUCUCACCCGCAGCCCAGAGCUUCUUGGACGGCUUCGCCGCCUGCGCUGCAAAAGAAGUGCUUGUGCUUGACAGCGUGAGCAGUGUGAGGUGGAAGUACUUAGAGGCGAGUAGCUGCUUAGAAGAAGGUGAGAGAGAGGUUCAGGUCUACUUUGGUAGAGGUGACCUAGGUAUAGGCACUACCUCGCAGGCGCUAGGAGAAGUUUUAGUAGACUGGGCCGACAACGACCACAGUGUCUACUACUCACCAGUUAGCGUGGACACGGUAGGUGACCACGAGGGUUUCGCUGAGUGUGUGGUAGCAGCCUUGCUUGAAGUUUGUGUUGAAGAAAACGUAGCAAGUGCUUUUCCUGUGGAAGCUAGGCAGGAGGAAGUCGAAGAAGCAGGUACUAUGGACGCGGUCGUAGAUCAGCGUGACAAUAGGACCAGCUUCAUGGACGAAGAAGAGGCCGCAGCAGAGGCCGACUUCCUUGACACACUCCCACUUGCGGGUUUUCCUAAAGAGGAAAGCGAGAGGCGCAGGGAGUGGGCAAAGGUACCACGGCGAGUAAGGCUGGGUAUCAGAAGGCUUCACAACAUGAUGAGUCAUAAGCCUAAAGAGGUUAUGAUUCAGGUGUUGAGGGGAGCCGGAGCUUCAGAGGAGCUCAUAAACGCAGCGAAGGUAUUCAGGUGUGAAACCUGCCGCGUGAGUGACGAAUCAGUUCGCACUCAUCCCGUCAACGCACCACCGCCCUACGAGUUCAACCACACGGUUUCCGUGGACGUCUUUGAGACGUCAGACAGCGUUGGUGAGAAGUACAGCUGGCUCAACAUCGUGGACAAUGGAACUUGUUACCAAGUGGUAGCACUUGUCCGUGUUGGGGGAGGACAACCCAGUAGCGCUAAGUGCCUUCAGAAGUUCAUGAAGUACUGGGCUUCCCCGUUCGGCUGGCCAAAAGUAAUCACCCAUGAUAGGGGAUUACACAACCGAGGGGCAUUCGCCUAUGGACUUGCUGCCCAUGGCGUAUUGAUACGUCAGGCCGGGCUAGAAAGUCCAGAACACAUCGGAAGAUGUGAAAGGCACGGGGGGAUCCUUAAGAGGGCCUUCCGCAGGAUUGUCCGACAGCACAACCUGGCGGGAAAGACGGAAGUGAAAGAGGCUAUGCUUGAAGGGCAAGUCUCUAAGAACGAGUUCCUAAGGGUAGGCGGCUUUGCGCCUGUCCAGUGGGUCCUAGGCAGACUGCCUAGGGGAGUUGGCCACGUUUUGGACGAAGACGAGUUAGGCCAACUCGGCGUACUCUCAGCUCGGAUGGAUCCGACGACAGCUUUCGGUAGAAGGGCGGAGUUCCGCCAUACCGCCCGGAAAGCAUUCGUCAAGCAGGAUUGUUCGAGGAGGGUGCGGUCCGCCAUUCUUCGGAAGGCGGCACCACUCCCGGGCAGAUAUCAAGCUGGGGAUUUGGUAUGCUACCGAAUCUCCCGGGAGGAGCACCAUGGCGUUCCCUCCUGGUCUGCGGUCGCGAAAGUUAUAGGCGUCGACGGCAAAACGGUGUGGGUGGUACACCAGGGCGUGCCUGUAGCGACCAGCCUUGGGAGGCUCAGACCGUGUACGGCGGCUGAGGUUUUAGCGUACCAGGUUUUAAACCGUGGUAACAUACGCUUCGAGCAUGCAGAUGCCGAGCGUGAGCAGAGAAGGUACGUUGAUGCCACAGAAGACAUCCCGACGGGUGAUCUUGAGGCAGGCGAUACCGCAGGAGAGCCGAGUAUAACGAUACCGGCGGCGACUCUACCUGCGACAGAGCGUGCAGUCAGGAGAAGGGUAGGUCCACGUGAAGAGUCACGGGCCGUGACCCUAGACACUGUUGAGGAGCCUGAGGUCGAGGAGACCGAAGCUCCCGACGCAGAGCUGGUCCCUGCAGUGGACCAGGAAGCGCAGGAAUCGAUAGCUGAGGCUACGAUGGAGUCAAGCAUAGACACGGGAGGCUCUGACACUUCUCUUCACGCGAGCAUACGUGCUUACGCGAGCCACUUUUGGAGUUACAAGGAAGCAGCUAUUUGGGAUAGCCUGCCAGGAGAGAAGGAGUAUGAGGAGCUACGUGUUUUCCUUGCAGAUAGAUGGGACCAGCCCACUAUCAACACGUGGAAGAAAAGGCGCAAGAACUACACUGGCAAGAAGCAGAAAGAGAAGAACGGAAAGCUUCUGGUUUACGCCAAGUGUUCUCCUGAGGUUCAAGCAGAGCUUGACAAGACAAGGGAGAAAGAGUGGAACAAGUGGAAGGAGUUUAGCGCCGCAGUCGUAAUCGACAAGAACCAGUUGGAAGAGCUUAUACGUGAAGGACAUCAGAUUAUUCCAACGCAAUGGGUCGAGGUCGACAAGCACCACGCGCAGCGUUUGGCGGACCCCACAGUGGAGGCCAAGUACAAGUCUCGACUUGUAGUGCGUGGGGAUCUCGAGCAAGGAGAGAUCAUCGACGAGUUCAAAUGCGGAACCGUCGAAAGCGACAGCUUUAGGUAUUGUGGUAAAGAGGUGAAGCAAGAUGAAGACUACAACAUCCACAUUACCUGCGGUGACACUACGAGGACGAUCAAGAAGAUUCCGAUAGCACCGCGCCGUCGCCCCGGAGAUCCCUUAACGGACUCCGACAGGACGCAGAUGAAGUCUGUGGCAGGCUCACUUGCUUGGGUGUGCCGACAGUGUCGGCCAGACCUCUCGUAUAGGGUUUCGCGUAUCCAGUCAGCUUCAAACAGUGGAACUGUUGCUGACAUCAAGGAGGCGAACAAGACCGUGGAGUAUGCGGUCAAGACCUAUGAGAGGGGUAUUACUUUCAGAUCUGGGUUACUGGACUGGAGUAAGCCCGGCGGUCUAAUGAGUUUAGUGAUCACAGACGCCUCGCACGCCAACGAGGAGGAAGAGCUCUUGGUGAAUGGCUCAGUGUCUGUGGAGCACCACAGGAGCCAAGGUGCGAGGAUGAUCUUCGUUGCCACACCAUCCCUUUGGGACCAAGACAAGGGAAGCGUGCAUCCAAUAGCUUGGGCUUCGAACAUAGUUCGGAGGGUGUGCAGAAGCACCAUCCAGGCGGAGGCCUACACCUUACAGGCAGGUGUGGAAGACGGAGACGUGAUUCGCGCAGCAGUGGCUGACCUGUUUGGGGUACUGGACCUCAAGAGAUGGGAAGCUUCAGCCGCGAAGUUCAUGAAGCAGAUCUGGUUUACAGACUGCAAAUCUCUGGAGGAGACACUGAUGAAUCCGAAGUGUUCCAAACACUCGGACAAACGUCUCUCUAUAGAGAUAGCGUCCUUGAGACAGGACCUCUGGAGGAAGAAAGGUGAAAAGGCUGGCGAUCCGUACGAAGAAGACUACCGUCCGAGCGACGAGUCCCUCACAGACACGGUACGUUGGAUAGAUACGGACGUAAUGGUGGCCGAUCCACUCACUAAGGUGAUGGAGCCAACCAAACUGGUUCACGUCAUGGAGACGAAUGAGCUGGACGUUAAGCAGCCAAUAGAUAGCAUCGUGAAGAAACGAGCUAAGCAACUCCAGAGAAGGAAAGGGAAUCCAGCUGAAGCGGAUCCUAAAGAGGACGGCUGA